AUGUCCCUUUGUCCCACCUUUUUGUUACGGGUCUCGUUUCCAUCCCCCCUAGACUGCAGGGCCAAAGGGAUUCGUAACAGUGACAAUGAGAUUGUGAAAGUAAAGGAGAGAGGACGCAUCUACACAGUCACACAGAGCCUGCUGGUGAAGGCUGAGGGAACAGAGAAGACCGACACCUACAACUGGUUGCUGUGUCCAACUGGAGAAGCUCUGACAGAGGAGGUGGAACUGCAACUCCCCAAGAAUGUGGUGGAUGGAUCUGAUCGAAUUUCUCUCUCAGUCCUGGGUAAAAUAAACCAUUGUUAGAGAGACAUAGUGAGUUUAGAGAGGCGUAGUGGUGAGAUAAGCCAUCAGGUCAAAGGAAUUGUACGUACAGCUCCAAGACAGGA
Molecule: messenger RNA, 389 nt
Organism: Salmo salar (Atlantic salmon)
Lineage: Eukaryota; Metazoa; Chordata; Actinopteri; Salmoniformes; Salmonidae
Product: alpha-2-macroglobulin-P-like
Source: RefSeq, a predicted model, not a curated record